GAACUGAAAAGCGGCGCCCAGUUGUGGUGGAUGAAGAACUGAAGUAACACAGCUGAAUUCCUCACUCGUCUUCCUCCGCGACGGCAAUCCAUUUCCUAGACCCUAAUCCCCCAUUUUCGUCUUCCGUAUAUGGAGCUCUGAAUCCGCCAUAAGAGUGACUGAUUAUCGUGUUCCCCUAAAUCGCCGCUCUUCCAUUCUUCAGUAUCGGUGCCAGCAUGGAAAUGGCGGCUCUCCAUUUGCCUUCGUUUUCGAUUCAGGUACACUUCCUGCAAAUCCACCCCUCGCUUUUGAUUCUCGUUGUUCUUAAUUGCCUUCGCUCAUCUGUAGCCAUCUCCGACAUUCGCAAAGCACUGUGUAUCUCCCCACGCAACGCAGCUCAGGACCGGAUUCGUGAUUUUCCAAUGUCCGUCGAGGCGAAAUCCUCCGAAAUCUGGUUCCCGGAUGAUUGGAUUCCGAUUACUGAAAGCAGUGAGCGAUUCAGUUAGCUCGGCUGAAGGAGCAGCAGCUGAUUCUCAAGACGAGGAGGUUGUUACUAGUGAUAGCGCUGACGAUUUCCCGGCUGAUUCCCAGGACGAGAAGGUUGUUGUUACUAGCGAUAGCGCUAACGAUUUCCCGGCUGAUUCUGAGGACGAGAAGGUUGUUGCUACUAUCGAUAGCGCUAACGAUUCGCCGGAUUCCAAAACCCUUGUCGUCGUCGCCAAAUUGCAGGCUGCAAUUUCCCCUCUUUCUCCAUUCGUCUCUUCGAUGAAAACAUAUGCUGGAUGUAAUAGCAAAGCGAUCUGGUUAUCCACUGCUACUGCAAUUUUCCUUUUCGUCGCUGUGAGAGUCUAUGUUGGGAUGACCCAAAAAUCAAAGCACAAUCGUCCAGGAACUGUGGCUGAUCUCGUCAGACGUGGGCAGCUGAGGUCUGAUAGAAGAGGCAUGUAUGCACAAGGCAUCUCCAGUCUGAAGUAUGAAGACCCAUUCAACAAUCCGUAUGUGAAACUUGGCAAGAGCAACUCGACUGUGGAGAUGUGUGGCAAGGUUUAUAAGCUGUCCCCAGUUACACUCACCAAGGAAGAGCAAGCUACCCAUCAGAGGAGGAGGUCGAGAGCUUAUCAGUGGAAGAGACCGACGAUGUUCCUCAAAGAAGGCGAUUCGAUACCACCUGAUGUUGAUCCCGAGUCAGUUAGAUGGAUCCCUGCAAACCAUCCUUUUGCGACUACUUCCAGUGAUAUCGAUGAAAGCUUAGCUCAAACUAAUGUGUAUCAAAAGCACGGUGUCCCAUUUCGUAUUCAGGCUGAGCAUGAGGCACUACAGCGGAAACUCGAAGGAUUGCAACAGGAUCAAAAGCUCAAUAAGUUCUUCAUUGACAGUGACAAUGCUAAAGCGUACGAGAGAUCAUUGAAGUUGCAUCCCAAGUCUAAUGAAGCCAUGGAUCAGAAUCCCUCGGCGAAUCAAGAUGGGAACUCGAGUCCCUCCAGCUCUAACAGCUCGUCGAGUUCCUUCAACAGCACUGCACCCUCUGAUGAACUGCAGAAACCAUAAGUAGCUUUUGCCAUUUUGUUUGUUUGCAACCCACUUUCCACCUUAGUUGCUAUAUGAAGCAGAAGUGUAAUCCUAUCAAGGGUGUAGCUCACUUUUAUAUGCGACUUCAGCUUCGCUACUUUGCUCAGUUGUACAGCGGCGAGAAAUGUAAAUUUGAAAACCCGGUGAUUUGUUUUUGCUUGUUGCAAUUUUGAAGUUGUGGGAGAAUAAUCUUCAGUAUUGUGGAACCAGGAAAGGCUCUCUGUAAAUGAUACAACAUCACCUCA
This is a messenger RNA of Linum tenue, 1793 nucleotides long. Lineage: Eukaryota; Viridiplantae; Streptophyta; Magnoliopsida; Malpighiales; Linaceae. The record is from the annotation of a GenBank genome assembly.